AUGUUUAAUUACUUAUAUCAAAUUGGUGGUCUACCUGGUAUAGAGAUAUAUGUUAAGAUACUUCGUUGUGCUGAUGCGACGAAUGAGCAUGCUAAUCAAAAUAUAGUGGAUGAUUAUGGUUUAUCUGAUAGUCUUGGAGGGCCUUCAAAUAAUUUAUAUGAUAGAGUGGAGGAUGAGGACGAGGAUGAUGACGACGAUUCAUGGAUGUCAACUGAGGAUGAUGAUGAUGGUGAUAAUCGUCAGGAGGAUAGUAGGAGUGAAUCUCGAUAUUAUAACACUCAAUUUCCUAAUCCUAUUGUGCAUAUUGUUCAUCCUCCCCCAUACGCAAAAAUAGAUUUCGAUUUGCUUAGGGUGGAUCCGUAUAAUAGGCUAGAAGGUCGUUCCUUUUGGGAUCCUUCUAAAGAGUUUUCAGUUGGGAUGAUAUUUUCUUCAAGAGAUGCAGUGGCUGCGGCUGCAAAAGAAUAUCACCUAAAGCAUCAUCACCAAUUUUGUUAUCAUGAAACAAGAGAGAAGACUUAUUCAAUAAAGUGUAAAGACAAAGAUAGUGGGUGUGCAUGGAGGCUUCGAGCAUCCAAGAAACAAGGGGAGGAUAUAUGGAAAAUUACGAGAUACACUGGGCCGCACACAUGCACAAAUCCUCAGUUGACGAAAAAUCAUAGCCAAUUGGAUGAAAAUUUCAUUUGUUCAUUCAUAUUUGCAUUAAUUGAACAGCAGCCCGAUAUAAAAAUUGUUACCCUACAAGCUGAAAUGAGGGAUAAAUUUGGCUACGAGCCGUCUUAUCAAAAAACAUGGAAAGCAAAGAAUAAGGCAAUUGCAAGACUUUAUGAGGGUUGGAAUGAAUCAUACAGUCGUUUGCGUAGAUUCAUGACCGCUCUUCAUCAUUUUAACCCAGAAACAGUAUACAUGAUUGAAGAUAAUCCACAUUGGAUAAAUGUGCAAUUAAAUUCUAUGUGUCGUGUAUUUGACCGUAUGUUUUGGGCUUUUAAGCAAUCGAUUGAGGGAUUUAAACAUUGCCGACCUGUAAUCUCAAUCGAUGGGACAUUCCUAUAUGGAAAAUACACCGGAUGUAUACUGUGUGCAACUGCACUCGAUGGAAAUAAUCAACUAUUUCGAUUAGUUUUUGCCAUUGUUGAUAAAGAGGAUGGUGACAAUUGGUUGUGGUUUAUGAAUUGCUUGAGGAUCUUUGUGACCAAUCGAGAAGAUUUGUGUGUAAUUUCAUAUCGUUAUGCUGGAAUUCUUAAGGCAAUGCAGAAAUAUUGGUGGAAACCUCCAGUUGGUCAUCACCGUUACUGCAUCAGACAUGUUUUGAGUAAUUACAAUAAAACAUUCAAAAAUGCAUCAAUAAAGGAAGUAUUGCGCAAGGCAGCCAAUGAAAACCAGAAGAGAAAGUUUUACGAGGCAAUGAACAAUAUUAGGGAGGUGCAUCCUGAAUCAUAUGAUUGGGCAGUGAAGAUAAAUUUAGAGAAAUGGACGAGAUCACAUGAUGGUGGACAGAGGUACGGGGUGAUGACAACAAACAUGACUGAAUCCCUUAAUGGCAUGAUGAAAGAAUUUCGGGCGUUGCCUAUAACGGUAAUGGUUGAAAAAAAUUUUUACCAGUGUGUCCAUUAUUUUGAUACGCGAAGAACAACUUUUUUAGAACAACAAAGCAAGAGCUAUAUUUUCAGUCAGUUUUGCAGUGAAACUCUGCGUGCUAAUGCAAUUAAGGCGAAUGGACAUAGAGUUAGACGGUUCAAUAGUCAGACCAUGGUUUGCGAAAUAAUUACUGCAAAUGGUAGGCAAAAGCAAGUGGUCAAACUCAUGGAUCAAACAUGCACAUGUGACAAAUUUCAGGAGAUAAGGAUACCAUGUUCACAUGCUAUUACUGCAUGCAUGUCACAUUCAAUUGAUUACGAACAAUUUGUAUCUGACUAUUAUAAAUUGGAUCGUAUCAUCCAAUGUUAUGCGUACACAUUCCAUCCUCUUGGACAUCUUGACUAUUGGCCUACAGCAGAUGGACUUCCUCUUGUUCCUGACAUUGCUAGAAUAAGAAAGAAGGGUCGGCCGAGAUCUUCUAAAAUACGUAAUGAGAUGGACUGGAGGUCAAACAAAAUAAAAGAAACGUCGAGAGUCCAUUGUUCCAUAUGUGGCAGGGUGGGGCACAAUAAGAAAACUUGUAUGGGUGGGAAAUCAAGUAGAUAA
Messenger RNA from Manihot esculenta (cassava), 2181 nucleotides. RefSeq lists its product as uncharacterized. The record is from RefSeq and is a predicted model, not a curated record. NCBI's taxonomy places the organism in Eukaryota, Viridiplantae, Streptophyta, Magnoliopsida, Malpighiales, Euphorbiaceae. The transcript is spliced from 3 exons. Bases 1 to 2181 code for a protein of 726 amino acids. Gene Ontology annotation, molecular function: zinc ion binding.